AUGCGCCGCAACAAGCGCUGUCUCCUCGCGUACCACCGCGUGCGCACCGAGAAGCUCGAAGAGCUCUGCUGGACGGGCAUCGACGUGCUUGAGCAGCAGGUGCCCCCGGCCGCGGAGGACGGUGCCCAGACUGUUGCGAGCUCGCAGAGCGGAAACCACAGCUCGUUGAGUCCCGAGGAGGAAGAGUAUUUUCGGCAGUAUAGUGAUUUGUUGGCGGCUUAUAAGGGGCAGUGGACUGAUGUGGAUCUUACGGGGGCGUUGGAACCGCCUAAGGAUUUGUUUAUUGAUGUUAGGGUUCUUAAGGAUGCGGGGGAGAUUCAGACCGAGUAUGGGGUGAUUAAUUUGACGAAAAAUAGUCAAUUGUAUGUGCGGCAGGGGGAUGUGGAACGAUUGAUUGCGCAGGGUUUCUUGGAGCGGUUGAGUUGA
This is a messenger RNA of Aspergillus oryzae RIB40, 426 nucleotides long. RefSeq names its product DNA replication protein PSF1. NCBI's taxonomy places the organism in Eukaryota, Fungi, Ascomycota, Eurotiomycetes, Eurotiales, Aspergillaceae. The record is from RefSeq and is a predicted model, not a curated record. Bases 1 to 426 code for a protein of 141 amino acids. Gene Ontology annotation, cellular component: GINS complex. Gene Ontology annotation, biological process: DNA replication; DNA strand elongation involved in mitotic DNA replication. The transcript has 2 exons.